AUGGUUCAGAAUGAAGAGAUGGGUGAACAGUCUGAUACAGCAGAACAAAGGGUUACUGAAGACCACCAAAAGGUGUUUAAAAAGCUGCAUAUCAGUAUUCCUUUUGCUAAGGCCUUAGAGCAGAUGCCCAGCUAUGUGAAAUUUAUGAAGGAGAUUCUGUCCAAGAAAAGGAAGAUGGAGGAGUACGAGAUGGUGGCACUCACUGAAAAGUGCAGUGCAAUAUUGCAGAGGAAGUUGCCCCAAAAAAAACUUGGUUUGGGUGAGGCAAAACCAACAACAGUCACUCUACAACUAGCAGAUCGAUCGGUGAAACAUCCACGAGACAUGGAGGAGGAUAUGGAUGUACCUAUUAUUCUCAGUAGACCAUUUCUAGUCAUAGGCCAAGCUCUCAUUGAUGUUCAAAAGGGAGAGCUUAAACUUAGAGUUCAAGGAGAUGAGUUGGUAUUUAAUGUCUUUAAGGCCAUGAAGUAUCUGUUGGCUAGUCAUAGUUGCUAUAGUGUGGAUGUGAUAGAGAAGGCAGUCUCGAAAAGAAGGGUGAGUAGUGAUGCUUUAGAGGCAGUGUUAAUAGGUGAUGAGGUAGAUGAUGAUGAUGCUGAGAUGAGAGAAUAUGUAAACUGGAUCAAUUCUUACCAACCAUACUGGAAGAAGUUUGAAGAAUUAGCAGAGGGGCCUGAAAGACCACUAACAUCCAUUCAGCAACCACCACAGUUGGAAUUAAAGGCUCUUCCAGAUCAUUUGUGUUAUGCAUACUUGGGAGAGAAUGAGACUUUACCUAUAAUUGUUUUAGCUGACCUCUCAAAAACAAAAUUGUAA
Molecule: messenger RNA, 813 nt
Organism: Humulus lupulus (European hop)
Lineage: Eukaryota; Viridiplantae; Streptophyta; Magnoliopsida; Rosales; Cannabaceae
Exons: 4
Coding region: 1-813 (270 amino acids)
Source: RefSeq, a predicted model, not a curated record